This is a messenger RNA of Triplophysa rosa, 1724 nucleotides long. RefSeq names its product stathmin 1b (gene stmn1b). Lineage: Eukaryota; Metazoa; Chordata; Actinopteri; Cypriniformes; Nemacheilidae. Gene Ontology annotation, molecular function: tubulin binding. Gene Ontology annotation, cellular component: cytoplasm; neuron projection. The transcript is spliced from 5 exons. The record is from RefSeq and is a predicted model, not a curated record. Gene Ontology annotation, biological process: microtubule depolymerization; regulation of microtubule polymerization or depolymerization; neuron projection development. The coding region runs from base 119 to 565 and encodes 148 amino acids.
GGUCCUCUUUUGCGCGAACGCUUGAUGCCGAGGCGGAGAGUCAUCUGCGCGCGGUUGCAUCCAGCUCUCAUAUCUAGUGCAUCUAAAGGUGUGCGAAACCGUCAAGGUUUGAAGUGCAAUGGCGUCCUCUGGAGAUAUUCAGGUUAAGGAACUAGACAAGCGUGCCUCAGGACAGGCUUUUGAAGUCAUCCUGAGUCCAUCGGCCCCAGAUGCCAAGGGUGAAUUUCCCCUGUCCACUCCCAAGAAGAAGGAGGUAUCUCUGGACGAGAUUCAGAAAAAACUGGAAGCGGCAGAGGAGAGACGCAAGAACCACGAGGCAGAGGUCCUGAAGCACUUGGCUGAGAAACGAGAGCAUGAGAAAGAGGUCCUUCAGAAAGCAAUGGAAGAGAACAACAACUUCAGCAAGAUGGCAGAGGAAAAGCUUAACCAGAAAAUGGAAGCCAACAAGGAAAACCGCACAGCACGCAUGGCAGCUAUGAAUGAGAAAUUCAAGGAGAAGGACAAGAAGCUCGAGGAGGUACGGAAGAACAAAGAAACGAAAGAUGAGGCCGAGGGUGACAACUAAGGGCCCGCUUUCAUUUUCCUUUUCGUUUAGGGUAUAGUAUUGGGUUUUUUAAUGUAUCCAAAGAUUUAUUUUUUGUUCCAUUACAUGGCCAGUUUCCCGUGUUUGGAUUCAUGUACUUGCCACUUUUUUAUUAAGGGGUUUCGAUGAAAAGCUGGUGCACAACAUACUUUUCAUCAGUUUGUGUGUAUUCAGAUGUCUUUCAUCAUCCCUUCCAACCUGUAGAUUUGUCCAGCUGCAGCUCUAUAGCCUUUAAAAGAGCCGUGUUUUACUGAUAGGGAAGCAUGCCUGUGUUAUGCAUAGGUCUAAUAUAUACUUGGUAUAUUGCAUUGUGCAAGUCUACCUGUUUCCUUGUAUGUCAAUUUGAGCUUAAUAAAGUUGCACAGUUGUUUGUUAUUGUGUCAGUUUUGCCGCUGCCUCUUUGUUAAGCAGCCAGUCAGUGUAAUAUGAAGUAAAGUAACUUCAUGAAAUGUGGGCACUAUGGAGUUUAAUAGCAGUUCAUUCUAUAUGGAAAUAGGUUUUUGGAAACUUUUUGAUAUGCUCUUUGUAGUCUUAGAGUUAACACUAAACAUUUUGGCAUCCACAGUUAUUUCUUAUUCAUACAUUUGUAGUGAUUUACGCCGAACAAAACCAUCUGUUGUGCUCCUGUGAGAAAUUUGAUGUUAUUUAAAAGAUUUGAAAGUAUACAAAAAUCUUUAUUAUGUGUUCAACAGUCAUACAGAAAGUCUGCUAUGUUGCAACUGUUUCAUUGCUGUAGCACUGAGCAAAAAGAGACUGUAUGUGAACUGUACUGACAUCUAGUGGUUAUAAGUUUGUCGACACGGUAUUAGAAAAAACGUUUCCAAAAGCAUCUCUCCAAACGACUUUAGUAAUGCUAAAAUGGUGUUUGUUUGUUAAAAACAGUGUAAAAACCUGCAUGCAAAUGUAUGGCAGUUGUAAAACAGCUUUGCAAUCCACUGUGAUCAAUGGCUUGUUGUUCACAUGCUGUCACAUGCGUUCUGAAAUAGUGCAUCGAUCUGUUCUAAGAUGAAUUAUACCAUAUUUCCAAAUUCUUAACUCCCUUAGUAGAAGCAAUUACAUGCAUCCAAAAAAGUACAUCAUGUCUAGUAACAUGUUGUAUGAAUACAUGUUUUUCUAAGUGAAUAAAAUCAAAAUCGAAUCA